AUGUACGUCAUUUUUUUUACAGUUGGGGUUUUCUACGUAUUCUUAUUUUCCGCGUGUGUUCGUGUAAAGGCAGUUCAGGAAGAAGAAAUCCCCCAAGACAAAUCAACGAUACAACCCACCGAGAAAAUUGAAUCAACCGAGAGUCAAGAUGAUUAUUCGAUAAAUGUAGAGGAGAAAUUAAAUGCCGACGAAUUAUAUCGCGCUGCC
Molecule: messenger RNA, 207 nt
Organism: Acaulospora morrowiae
Lineage: Eukaryota; Fungi; Glomeromycota; Glomeromycetes; Diversisporales; Acaulosporaceae
Source: the annotation of a GenBank genome assembly